This is a messenger RNA of Closterium sp. Naga37s-1, 5181 nucleotides long. NCBI's taxonomy places the organism in Eukaryota, Viridiplantae, Streptophyta, Zygnematophyceae, Desmidiales, Closteriaceae. The record is from the annotation of a GenBank genome assembly.
AUGCGUGAUAUUAGGAAGGGCAGUCACGAGGAGAUGCGUGAUCAAGCCGCCGGGAGGACGGUGUUGUACACUUUUCGCGUAAUCAGCGCUAUCAUCGCGUUGCCACCUCGACUCGGACACCGACUCGGUCGCUCCCUCCACCUUUCCGCAGCAUCUCUUUCCGCUUCCGAGAACUCCCUGUCUUUCCUGUUACCCGAACUUGUCGCAUUCUCUCCCUCUCUCCCCCUCAUCCCGUCUCUCCUUCCCCCUCCGCCAGCGGCGGAGCCCUCCGCUGUGUACAUCGUGCGGUUGCGCGACCUUCCGCCAAUCUCCGCGUAUCGCGGCGGAAUCGCCGGUUUCCCCGCGACGAUACCUCCUUUCGCCGCCACCACCGCCGCUGCCGCCGCCGCCGUGAAGGCCACCGCGGCGGCGUCAGGAUUGCGCAACAUGCGCAAAUCGCUGCGCCGGUGGUUCCGCCGGCGGAACCCGAACAUCCGCCUUCCGCACGUGCAGGCGUUUGCGCGGCUUCUGGGGCAAGCACAGGCGGCCGUCGCGAAGAAAGCGGGCAUCCCGGCGAACAAAAUGCUUUACAGCUACAAGUAUCUGAGCAACGGAUUCGCCGCAGUGCUGACGGCCGCGCAAGUCGACCAGCUGCGGAAAAACGCCGCUGUGGCGGAAGUGCGGCGGAGCCUCCCCGUCCGCCCCGCGGGGCAGGUGUCCUCCCCAGCUCGCCGCUUGUUCACCCCCGCCGCAGCGGAAAGCGCAGAAUCAGCGGGAAUAGCAACCGCGGCGGGGAAGCCCGCGCCUGGAGGGACUCCCGCGCCUGGGGGAAAGCCCCCGGGGACGCCCGCGCCCGGGGGGACUCCCGCGCCUGGGGGGACGCCCGCGCCUGGGGGGACGCCCGCGCCCGGGGGGACUCCCGCGCCUGGGGGAACGCCCGCUCCUGGGGGGGUGCCCCCGCCUGUGGGGACGUUCGCGCCUGGGGGGUCUCUCACGCCCGGGGUGACACUCGCGCCUGUGGGAAAGCCCCCACCUGCGGGGCCGCCCGCGCCUAGUACGGGGAAGCCCGCGGGAGGGGGGAGCGGAAAAACGGGGACUUCACAGGACAGCCUGCUAAAGUCGCCGCUGGAGCUGUGGGCGGCAAACGGGGGGGAGCAGAGCGCGGGGGAGGACGUGAUAAUUGGGGUGAUCGACAGCGGAAUCUGGCCCGAGCACCCCUCGUUCAGCGACAAUGACUCGAACCCGUACGGCCCGCCGCCCGCCACGUGGCAGGGAAAGUGCGACUCGUCGGAGGAUUUCCCCGCGUGCAACGGCAAGGUGAUCGGCGCGCGCUUCUUUAUCGAUUCGUUCGACAGCAACGGUCGCCAGCUCAACACCGCUGUCGACUACCGCUCGCCGCGCGACGCGGACGGCCAUGGCUCCUGGUGUGCUGGCGCGUCAGCAGGGAACAGCAACGUCCCCGUGGUGUCCAGCUCAGGCAAGCGCUUCGGCACCGUCUCCGGCAUGGCGCCGCGCGCGCGCAUCGCCGUGUACAAGGUCUUCUGGACGCAAAAAGACGGCUCGCUUAUCGCCGAACAAGCCGACAUUGAAGCAGCGGUGAAUCAAGCCGUGGAGGAUGGGGUGGAUGUGCUCAGCAUGUCUUAUGUCAGCGACGUAGGCACCAGCUACUUUGACGACCGGAUCUACCUCCGCGCGAAUCAGGUCGGCGUCGUGCCGAUCUUCGCCGCCGGGAACGCCGGCCCGCCGCCCGGCUACUCGGCGUACCGCACUCUGUAUAAUUACUCUCCGUGGUAUCUCACUGUGGGGGCUGGCAACCUGGCGCAGCAGUACCAGACGCAGAUUACCCUCGGAAACAAGGCGGUAGUUCUAGGCGCUGGCCUUGGCGGUAAUGCGGUAACCGCCAAGGGGCUCCCGUUGAUCGACGGCCGGUCUGCACCUGGGGACGUGGCGAGCCUCGACGAAGCAGAGCUGUGCUUUCCAGGGUGCCUGGACCCGGCUAAAGUAGCUGGCAAGAUUGUGAUGUGCUUGCGAGGCGGAGUGUAUUUGUUCGAGAAGGCUCGUGUGGUGGCAGCGGCGGGCGGCCUGGGGGUUAUUUUUGUGAAUGACCCGACCGGGAGCUCGGAUGUGUAUUCGUCAGUGUCUGAAGCCACAAUCCCCACGGUGCAUCUUACGGCGGCGCAGGGGGCAGUGAUUCGCACGUACAUCAAGAAAACCAAGCAGCCCACAGCAGCCAUGGCAGCAGACAGUGCAUUCGGCAAGUCAACUAUCUCCCCGCCCGCCGUAGCUGCUUUCUCCUCCACAGGCCCUCCGCUAGACCCCAUGGCUGAUCCCGUCGCAGGAGGCCCCAUCAACGAUAUCCUCAAGCCGGACAUUCUCAGUCCAGGUGUCGAGCUCUGGUCUGCAGUUGCAGGCGAUAUCAACGACAGGGAGAAGCCCGCGUUUGAUCUCCUCUCUGGGACGUCCAUGGCCACGCCGCUUGUCGCGGGGGUAGCUGCGCUGCUCGUGCAGAAAUUCCCCACGUGGACGCCCGCUCAGUUCCACCUUCUGUUUGUCACCUACCUUCUCGCCUCCUUAACUCCUUUUUCCCCUUACCUCAUCUUCUUCCCUCCUCCCUUUCCCCCUAUUUCUACUUUCCCUCCCUCCCCCCGUCACUUGUCCCGACCGCGCACGUUCGCCCUCCCCCGACCGCGCACGUUCGCCCUCCCCCGACCACGCACGUUCGCCCUCCCCCGACCACGCGCGUUCACCCUCCCCCGACCGCGCACGUUCACCCUCCCAACUUCAGAUGAUAUCAUCUCUUUCUCCCCGCCGCAAUCCGCGCAAUCGACGGCCUCCACUUACCUCUAUAAAGUCUACCUCAACACCGCGCCGCCCGUCUCCCUGUAUCGCGGCGGAAUCGCCGGCUAUCCCGCCACCGCGGGGGUGUCCGACGCGCUCUCGGGCAUCGCGGCGGGGAUGCGCGGAGCCGCACGCCGCGCGCGGCAGCAGAUGCGGCGAGGGCCGCUGCGCGACUUCGCCAAGUUUCUCGGGCAGGUUCAGAAAAAGGUCGCGGAGGACGUCAAUCUGCCCAUGUCAAAAGUUCUUUACAGCUACAAGUACGUGAGCAAUGGCUUCGCGGCGCGGCUGACGCUAAAGCAGGUGCAGCAGCUGCGGCGGCACCCGCAGGUGGCGUCGGUGCGCGCGAGCCGCCGCAUAGUGGCGUCUACCACGCACUCCCCCGCGUUCCUCAACCUCCCCGGAACCCUGUGGCCCGCGAAUGGCGGCGUGCAGAGCGCGGGGGAGGACGUGAUAAUCGGGGUGAUCGAUAGCGGGAUCUGGCCCGAACAUCCCUCGUUCAGCGACAAUGGCACGCAACCAUACAGCCCCCCCCCAACGCGGUGGGCGGGGCGGUGCGAGGCUACCAAGGACUUCCGCCAGUGCGGGCGCAAGAUCAUUGGCGCGCGCUUCUUCGCCUGCUGCGGCGUGGACACCACCUUCGAGUACUGGAGCGCCCGCGACGCCGCCGGCCACGGCUCCUGGUGCGCCGGAGCGGCAGCGGGCAACAACGGGGUGAUGGUCACGGGCCCCACCGGCGCCACCUUCGGAGCAGCCAGCGGCAUGGCUCCGCGCGCACGCCUGGCCAUCUACAAGGCGCUAUGGAAGAGCUCGGAUGGGAGCGCGGCGGGGGAGACGGUGGACAUAGAGGCGGCCGUUGAUGCUGCUGUGGCGGACGGUGUGGAUGUGCUCAGCAUGUCGUUUGGUGAUCUGGGCAUGGAGGCGACUUAUUUCAGUGAUGGUGCUCUGUUGAACGCGGUGCAGGCGAACGUGGUGCUGGUGAUGGCGGGGGGCAACGAGGGUCCUCCCCCAACCUACUACAACUACCGCUCGCUCACCAACGUCUCGCCCUUCUACCUCACUGUCGGCGCCAGCACCAUAGGCCGGCAGUACCGCACGCAGCUGCUGCUGGGGAACGGCGUGGCGAUCAAGGGCGUGGGCGUGGGGGGCACGGCGGAGACAGCAGCAGGGCUGGUAAUCAUUUCAGGCGGACAAGCUGUGGUGGAUGGGGGAGACGUGGGCAAGGCACAGCAGUGCUUCGACACAAUGCUGGACCCCGGUAAAGUAGCCAACAAGAUAGUCGUGUGCGACCGUGGAGUCACCUCCAUCCUCUCCAAGGUCUCUGUCGUGGCGUCGCUGGGCGGCAAGGCGAUGGUGCUGGCGAACGUGGCGGGCAGCCCGUCGACCACGGUGGAGCUGGUGGAGGGGGCGACCAUCCCGACGCUGCAUGUGUCUUUGGAGCAGGCUGGGGAUAUCAUGGACUAUCUGCAAGGCGAUCCCAGCCCAACAGCCACUCUGGCAGUAGCAGCAGAACCAGCCGUCACAGCCGCGCCCGCCCCCUCCGUGACCUACUUCUCCUCCACGGGUCCAGUGGCGGAGCCCUCGUCCAUGCCGCGCAAGCCCUACCCCACCAACGACAUCCUCAAGCCCGACAUCAUCGCCCCGGGCUUCAACCUCUGGGCCGCUUCCGCCGGGGCCAGCCUCGCGACGAAAUCCGUGCCGGUGUUUUCCCUCCUCUCGGGAACAUCCAUGGCUACCCCCCACGUGGCGGGGAUCGCAGCGCUGAUUGUCCAGGCGCACCCCGAGUGGUCUCCCGCGCAGGUCAUGUCGGCCAUUCUCACCACGGCCAGCACGAGUAACACCGCGGGAGGCCCGAUUCUCAACAGCAUCGGCCAGCCGGCUACCCCGUGGGAUAUGGGCGCCGGCCAUGUGAACCCUGCGGGGGUGCUCGACCCGGGGUUGACGUUCGACGCGAGCUACACGGAUUACCUUUCCUUUCUCAGCGGGCAGGGAGGGAAGGUUUCGAUGAAGAGUCUGGGACUGGGUAAGGCGGCCCCCAAGGGGUUGAAAGCGAUCGCAGGGUAUAACCUCAACCGCCCGACCAUCUCCGUCUCACGCCUGCAGAAAACCGUUACGGUGAUUCGUUUUGUGAAGAACGUUGCCGGUGUGAGCUCGACGUAUACUGCUCGGGUGGUCCCCCCGGCGAACGUGAAGGUGGUGGUGAAGCCGCUGGUGCUGGUGGUGGGUGCGGGCAGGACAGCAAAUUUCACCGUGCAGUUUACUGUGACGAAGGCGUCGCAGGAGUUUUCGUUCGGGAGCCUGUUUUGGGAGGAUGGGGCUGGACAUGUGGUGCGGUCGGUGCUUGCCGUGCAGCCGAUUAAGAAGUAG